Messenger RNA from Microtus ochrogaster (prairie vole), 7881 nucleotides. It is a transcript of the gene Rasgrf2, whose product is annotated as Ras protein specific guanine nucleotide releasing factor 2. Gene Ontology annotation, molecular function: guanyl-nucleotide exchange factor activity. Gene Ontology annotation, biological process: Ras protein signal transduction. The record is from RefSeq and is a predicted model, not a curated record. NCBI's taxonomy places the organism in Eukaryota, Metazoa, Chordata, Mammalia, Rodentia, Cricetidae. Gene Ontology annotation, cellular component: plasma membrane.
AUUAGGGGUUGGCCUGGGCAGAGGCGGAGGCCAUGGUCCUGGCAGGCGAGUGAAGGAUGCGCGCUAGGGAGAGUAGGCAGCGCCUUCGCGGCAGCCACCGCGCCGACUUUACCCUUUAAAUCGGUCUCCAAGCCGAUUACAGCUGAUCUCCCACGUGACGUUUUACCUUCUGUCUCCCGGAGCGCCUAGCCCGAGGACAGUCCUCCGGCUGCCGCGCGCCACACUGCGCAACCCGCCGCUGGGGGCUCGGCUCCCGCAGCAACUUCGUGGGUACGGGCGCCCUCGGAGGGCUACUUGGCACUGGGCUUCCGGGGAUCGGGAGGCGUCGGGUACUCGAGAGGGCGCGGUCGGGGAGGAGACGGUGCCCCAGCCCGGUUCGGCGCCCUAGGUCUGGGCGGCGGGCGGGGUGCCCUGUGGCUGGCGGGCCGGGGUGCGUCUUUCCGGAAAACACUCUGUGAUGGCUCCGCCGCGGGGCUGAGACUGCGACCCCAACGCCCCCACCUUCACAGCGUCCCGCACCCUCGCCAUGCAGAAAAGCGUGCGCUACAACGAGGGGCACGCCCUGUACCUGGCCUUCCUGGCGCGCAAGGAGGGCACCAAGCGGGGCUUCCUGAGCAAGAAGGCGGCCGAGGCCAGCCGCUGGCACGAGAAGUGGUUCGCUCUCUACCAGAAUGUGCUCUUUUACUUCGAGGGCGAGCAGAGCGGCCGCCCGGCGGGCAUGUACCUCCUGGAAGGUUGCAGCUGCGAGCGGACACCCGCACCACCCAGGACCGGCGCGGGACCGGCAGGCGCCCGGGACGCCCUGGACAAGCAGUAUUACUUCACUGUUCUUUUCGGGCAUGAAGGUCAGAAGCCACUGGAGCUGCGCUGUGAGGAGGAGCAGGCCGGGAAAGAGUGGAUGGAAGCCAUUCACCAAGCCAGUUACGCGGACAUAUUGAUUGAAAGGGAAGUAUUAAUGCAGAAGUACAUUCAUCUGGUUCAGAUUGUGGAGACAGAAAAAAUUGCUGCUAACCAACUCCGACACCAGCUUGAAGAUCAAGACACCGAAAUUGAAAGGCUUAAAUCAGAGAUUGUUGCUCUUAAUAAAACCAAGGAGCGGAUGCGCCCUUACCACAGCCAUCAAGAGGAUGAGGAUCCUGACAUCAAGAAGAUUAAAAAGGUUCAGAGCUUCAUGCGGGGAUGGCUGUGUAGGAGGAAGUGGAAGACCAUUGUGCAGGACUACAUUUGUUCUCCCCAUGCUGAGAGCAUGAGGAAGAGAAACCAGAUUGUGUUCACCAUGGUGGAAGCCGAGACGGAGUACGUUCACCAGCUCUACAUCCUGGUCAACGGUUUCCUCCGGCCCCUGCGGAUGGCAGCCAGCUCCAAGAAGCCCCCCAUUAGCCACGAUGAUGUCAGCAGCAUCUUUCUCAACAGUGAAACUAUCAUGUUCCUACAUGAAAUAUUCCAUCAAGGACUAAAGGCAAGGCUGGCAAAUUGGCCUACUUUGGUUUUAGCUGAUCUGUUUGAUAUUUUGCUGCCCAUGCUGAACAUUUAUCAAGAAUUUGUGCGUAAUCAUCAGUACAGCCUCCAAGUACUUGCCAACUGUAAACAAAACAGAGAUUUUGACAAGCUCUUAAAACAGUAUGAAGCCAAUCCUGCCUGUGAGGGGAGGAUGCUGGAGACAUUCUUGACUUACCCAAUGUUUCAGAUCCCCAGGUAUAUCAUCACUCUGCAUGAACUCCUGGCUCACACCCCCCAUGAACACGUGGAGAGGAAAAGCCUAGAGUUUGCUAAGUCAAAGCUGGAGGAACUGUCCAGAGUCAUGCACGACGAAGUCAGCGACACUGAGAACAUCAGGAAAAACCUUGCCAUUGAAAGGAUGAUAGUGGAAGGUUGUGACAUUUUGCUGGACACCAGCCAGACUUUCAUCCGCCAAGGUUCUCUUAUUCAGGUACCUUCCGUUGAGAGGGGGAAGCUUAGCAAAGUUCGUCUGGGCUCACUGUCUUUGAAAAAGGAAGGCGAGAGACAGUGCUUCUUGUUUACGAAACACUUUCUAAUUUGCACCAGAAGUUCAGGAGGAAAGCUGCAUCUGCUCAAGACAGGUGGAGUCCUCUCCCUCAUAGAGUGCACGCUGAUUGAGGAGCCCGACGCAAGUGACGAUGACUCCAAAGGUUCUGGCCACAUGUUUGGACAUCUGGAUUUUAAAAUAGUAGUGGAGCCUCCUGAUGCUGCCCCUUUCACUGUGGUCCUGUUGGCCCCUUCUCGCCAGGAGAAAGCUGCAUGGAUGAGCGACAUCAGUCAGUGUGUGGACAACAUACGAUGUAAUGGUUUAAUGACUAUAGUCUUCGAAGAGAAUUCCAAAGUCACUGUGCCGCAUAUGAUUAAGUCUGAUGCCCGUCUUCAUAAAGACGACACUGACAUCUGUUUCAGUAAAACACUCAAUUCCUGCAAAGUGCCGCAGAUCCGCUACGCGAGCGUGGAGCGCCUCUUGGAGCGGUUGACGGACUUGCGGUUUCUGAGCAUUGACUUCCUCAACACCUUUCUACACACCUACCGCAUUUUCACCACGGCCGCUGUGGUGCUGGCGAAGCUCUCCGACAUCUACAAGAGGCCUUUCACCUCCAUCCCGGUCAGAUCAUUAGAGUUAUUUUUUGCCGCGAGCCCAAACAACAGAGGUGAACAUAUGGUAGACGGAAAAUCCCCACGCCUGUGCCGCAAGUUCUCCUCCCCACCGCCCCUGGCCGUGUCUAGAACAUCCUCACCAGUGAGGGCCAGAAAGCUAUCCUUGACAUCUUCCUUGAACUCAAGGAUCGGAGCCUUGGACCUGACCACAUCUUCAUCUUCUAGCAGUCCUACCUCCCACAGUCCCACUGCAUCCCCGCCACCUCACACGGCAGCUGUCCUGGAGUCUGCACCAGCUGACCGAGCAGGAGACCCCACAGAACUGUCACCUUGCAGAUCCCCCUCCACUCCCCGGCACCUCCGAUAUCGCCAGCCUGGAGGACAGGCAGCCGACAGCCCCCACUGCUCUGUUUCUCCUGCUUCUGCGUUUGCAAUUGCCACGGCUGCAGCAGGACACGGGAGUCCACCAGGAUUUAACAACACGGAGAGAACAUGUGACAAGGAGUUUAUCAUACGGAGAACAGCCACCAACCGAGUCCUCAAUGUCCUCCGCCACUGGGUCUCCAAGCACGCGCAGGAUUUUGAACUCAACAAUGAACUUAAAAUAAAUGUUCUAAACUUACUAGAAGAAGUUUUACGAGACCCAGACCUUCUUCCUCAAGAAAGGAAAGCCACGGCAAACAUCCUGAGAGCUCUUUCACAAGAUGAUCAAGAUGACAUCCACCUAAAAUUAGAAGAUAUAAUUCAAAUGACAGACUGUCCAAAGGCCGAAUGCUUUGAGACGUUGUCAGCCAUGGAGCUGGCCGAGCAGAUCACUCUCCUGGACCACGUUGUCUUUAGAAGCAUCCCCUACGAAGAGUUUCUUGGGCAGGGCUGGAUGAAACUGGAUAAAAAUGAAAGGACCCCUUACAUCAUGAAAACCAGCCAGCACUUCAACGAAAUGAGUAACCUGGUAGCCUCCCAGAUAAUGAAUUAUGCCGAUAUCAGCUCACGUGCCAACGCCAUUGAGAAGUGGGUUGCUGUGGCCGACAUUUGCCGGUGUCUACACAACUACAAUGGUGUCCUGGAGAUCACUGCAGCCUUAAACAGAAGUGCCAUCUACAGGCUGAAGAAAACCUGGGCCAAGGUGUCCAAGCAGACAAAAGCGCUGAUGGAAAAACUUCAGAAGACAGUUUCAUCCGAAGGAAGAUUUAAAAACCUCAGAGAAACUCUUAAAAACUGUAACCCCCCUGCUGUCCCUUACCUCGGGAUGUACUUGACAGACCUGGCCUUCAUUGAAGAAGGAACACCAAACUUUACGGAAGAAGGCCUUGUCAAUUUCUCCAAAAUGCGAAUGAUAUCACACAUUAUUCGAGAGAUACGCCAGUUCCAGCAGACUGCUUACCGCAUAGACCAGCAGCCAAAGGUCAUACAGUACCUGCUUGACAAAGCCCUCAUCAUAGAUGAAGAUACACUCUAUGAGCUGUCGCUCAAAAUUGAACCUCGACUCCCUGCUUGAAGAUCUUACCUUGUCCCUGAGAACAUGGGAAUUUCGUGAAGAGUGUGUCACACGUGGCACGGCGGGGACCCAGAGGGACAGCGCCUGCCUUGGUUCACCACCAAAGAUGGAACCAGACUGCAAUUCUGUCUCCAGCCAGAGUAAAGCCCAGAUGCAUGGGUUAAAGACAGAUGCUCCAGCCUUGGGUGGGACGGUGCAGAGUUGAGUGAUGCUGGCGACACAAUUUGCGUCAGGGCUUGAAGUAGGAGAUGCUGGUCCGUUAGAGCAAAAUGUCAUGAAGAUAGAUGUCCCAUGUCCCAUGUUCUGUUAGAACUUGGGGACAAGGCCCCACAGAGGAAGCCUGUAAAGUUUCCUUGACAUUCCGCUAGCCUGGGCACACCUCUAACCAAUCUUCUACGACUUGACGGCUUCUCUUACACUUCCUUUAUGCCAAGGGUCACAGCCAGGCCGAAGCUUCCUCUGCAGGCCCCACACAUAAGCAGCUUCAGUAUGCAGCAUGUGCAUGGUUCUCGGUGCAUUCGACAUGCAUGAGAGGAGUGGCGUGCUCUGAAAAAGCCUUGCAGCCUCUAGGCCAUGGGACAGGAAAUAAAAGAUUCAAAAACAAGUGGGUUUGUUGGUAGCAUUUCCUUAAUUACAAGUAAGCGGUGUCCCACCAGCUUGAGCGGGGCCUUCGUGGAGAGAUUGGUGGUUCCAAGGAGCUGCCCUCUUGGAGAGACAGCUGUGGAGGCCGCAAUAAGGUACAUGCCCCUGUCAGUUAGCCGGCAAAACUGUGGGACAUGGGAAGGCCACCAAGGGCUAUGGAGAGUAAUGACUUUCACGAAGCAAAAAUGGAGGCCUAAAAGUCAUCUUUGCACCUGAUUUCACUUGGUUUCUUUUCCCCUAGAAUGUUUUAGAAACUUCUUCUGAUGUAUACAAGCUUAGUUGGGUUCAUUGUGAGCACUGGCUGGACUGUGAAACAGUCUGUGGGCUUCUUCUUUUGAGAAGCCCCGCUUCCGUGUGCUACUGAUAAACAGUCUUCUCCUAACCUUUGUUUAAAACAAGGUCAUCUGACCAAGGCUAUUCUAAGUGCGUAGGGAAGGGCACUAACUAUUCCACGGCUCUUAGAGUAGAAAGCCAAGUGCAGGGGUUUGUCCUGCACCCACAGCCUGGGGAAGCCACCUCAUGCUCCACACAACGGUCAGUUGUUCAGGGAAUAGGGCUCUCCUAAUUACCCUCCUCUCGUGUUCUCAGGGAGACCACUGCUUUAGAAUGAGGAAGAGGUGACAAUGAAGGAUUAUUGUGAUCUUAGCCUAGCCUGCCUAGCAUUUUCUCUUAGAGGCAGGAUGCUUAUUGACGCUGACCAUGAAGACUGAUCUGCAACCUCCCCUCUUCCUUUGCAUUUUCAUCAUGUGAUAGAGCGGACAGCUAGCUAAUACAUUCCCUCUCUGUUUCCGAAAACCCAGCGGAAGAGCUAGCAUUGGGAAUGUACCGUAGAACUAGAGAAGGUGCAUUUUCUGCACGGUAAGGGUCAUAUCUGUACAUAACUGCCUGGAAAAAUAUAAGCUGAAUUAAAAAUUUAUAUUAUAUGAAUCCCACUCCAGAAAUCUCCCUGGUUCGUUUUAGCCAACAGUGCAGUACUAAGUCCCGCCCCCAGGGCCAAGCUCCGCCUCCCCGGGCCGCUUAGGGAUGCUUUCUCCUCUUUAUUUAUCAUUUCCUGAGUUGCUUGUUUGUUCUUUUCAGUUCAAAUAAUAGUACGCAUGAGGAGAGCAUGAGCUGUUGGAUCCUAAUCGUGCAUAACUUGUGAUUUAUUUCUCUGUGUUCAGAAGCUAACGUUUGAAAUAAUUUGUCAUUAACACCACACACCGCACAAACUUACAGAGAAAAAGUAAAGGUUAGCAAUCCUGAGAGGAGCACAGCUACUAGUUUCAUGCAAAUCACCACUAGGGAAGGAGUACCUGCACCACCUUUAGCCCCGCCCCAUCUCCACACCACACCGCCCCUUCCCCUCUGAAGAGGGCGCUACGUGCAUUUUCCUUGGGAGUUUGGGCUCGUUUCUCCAAUGUUAUAUUCCAGAGGCCACUUCAGCCAUUCUUACUGGGGGAAAAAAGGAAUUUCUAAUGCUCCUCGUCUGUUGAAAAGCAGCUUUUCCACAGCUAGUGAUGAGCUUUGGUGCCUGUUUCCAGGAGACAGUCGGAAGCGCCACCAGUGGUCAUUUGUGGGCAUUGCCGUUUCUUUGAUCACUGGCUUGCUAGAGCUAAAGAGACCAUGGUCAGUCAAGGCAGGGACGCACAUUUAAAAACAAAACACCUCAACUUGAUUAUGUUUAAAAUUAACCAGAGCAAUCUGUGGUUCCUCCUUUGAUUGUUGAAGCCCCUGUCUUUUGAAGCUCUGUAUGUAUUUGUGGGGUACAACAAGGCACACCCAUCUGUGUGUGCCAAUACCUGACUUUAUGAGAUGCAUUUCGAAGAGCACUUGGGAGGCCAGCUUCAAAACGUCAACUAGUGAACAUGUGCCCUGCAAAAUCUACAGGAAAUCAACCCAAUUUCAUGCUUUCAAAUGAGCACAACAUUUGUCCUGCGGGUGAGAUUACCCUGAGGACUUCGGGGAUGCCUAAGACAUCCACUCUUACAACAGAAGCAAAUCUCUCACUGAAGCCAGUAUGUGUGACAGUUCCAGGCAUGAAGUAAAAGGCUGUCCUCUUUCUUCUGCGAUUCCCCAGGGGAAUUUAAAAAGAGAAUUUUAAAGUGGCAAUAUUUUAGAGCAGUUCUAAAAGCAAGUCUCCUUUGCUGCCUGCUUAUCAGUGCAUCUCAAAGUACUACAUUUAAACCAAUUAAACACAUGUAAACCAUUUAAUGUGACAAUGGGCCUUCCCCUCUUCUCUCGUGUUAUGAGAGACAAGAACGAAGACCACCAGUGAUUGCCACUCACCUAAAGAGGAAGGCAAUGAUGUGGCCACUUCUAAAACUAGCAACUUUCACGUUUUGAAAAGGGAUUUUACUUAGUUUUUCUUUUCAAUUCAAUAUUUAAUGUUAUUCCCUCAUGAAAAAAUCUGUUUUAAACGUGUUCCUUUUAAAUCCAACUUGUAAAAUUUAUCAUUUUUACUACGGUUGAGAUGGCAUAAAAGAUAGUAUGCUAUUUUUAGCCAGAUUAAUGUCCACAGCUGGAGAAAAUCAAUGAAUGGAACUCAUUUCCACUUUUGUAGGAAAUAAGAUUGUAAGUUAAGUGACUUGUUUAAAGGUGUCACUGUGUGAUUCCUGGAAAGGAGACUGCAGUUGGUGGGAAGUGAAGGACAUCCUUUCAGAGGCCACUGUUAGCUUAACAAAGGGCAGAGGCGAAGUCCAGAGGGACCUGUAGUUGUAGGGCAGAUGCGAGUGUCUGCUAGCCUAGCUUCCAGUUCAGCUGCCUCGGGACAUGGCGUUAAGGUUGGGGUUGACUGUUUUUGAUUGGAUCUGCUGGAGGAGAACAAUCACCCUCCUUCACAGUGUUAAACCACUGUCUUUACACAAUCCAGUCCAGUUUUCACCAGGAAACUGGUCAUGAAAGAACAUUGGACCAGACCUGAGUCUCAGCCCAGCUCUGCAUCGUCCAGCUAGAGAAACUUAGGCCAGUGUUUACACCUCCGAGUCUCAGUUUCCUCAUCUACAAAAUGGGAUUAGUCAUAAUUCCAGUGCUGUCUACCUCACUGGGCUGUGAGGACCAAAGGGGUCAGAAUGUAAACUUUAAAGUGCUGUACAAUUGUGAGGUAACUGAUUACCAUUCUUUGCUCUCUUUUGCAGAAGAAUUAAAUGUACUUAUUAUUUGUA